Molecule: messenger RNA, 279 nt
Organism: Staurois parvus
Lineage: Eukaryota; Metazoa; Chordata; Amphibia; Anura; Ranidae
Source: the annotation of a GenBank genome assembly
UAUUAUCAUCCCCGAGGAUUCCACUCUGAAAGAUAUAAUAAAACAUUUCAUUGUACAAACAUACAUGCUGUGUAUAAAUCACAACUACCAAUAAUUGUCAUCUUCUACCUGAUGAUGGUGAGGGAUGGUGUGACCUUCCUGUGUGGAAUCCCGGGAAUACAGAGGCAACGGGGACAAUCUCUCUGGUGGGUUUCCUGUAGCUGGAUGACUCCACCAUGGUGUCCUGCUCUGACUCCUCCAUUCCCCCAUCCUCAUCCUCCUCCUCUUUUAUCUCUUCUU